UAUCCUAAAAGCAAAUAUCAAUCUUAAGCUAUUUUAACCCUAAAAAGCUGCAAGAAAAAAUACCUCAAAAGAUCCAGAUAAUUGAACAAACAACAACAGGCUCUUCAACUCAAAACUCUAGUCAUUCAGGGUUCGGGUUUCUGGGGGGAUCGGUCAGUGUCAAGAACACAGCCAGAAAACAACAACAACAAAGAUCAUGUCAAAAAACAGAACCCAACAAACACUCACAGGCCAACAGUGGUUUCUAAAAACCUACCAGAAAAUAUGGUUUUACAGUUGCCACCCAUAAAGACCCUAACCAGCUCAUCAAACUAGUGGUCUCGGGGUGUGGGGGAUACUAAAUAGGGUAAUUCUGCUGUGGUUUUUUGGUUCAAUUUGGGGUUUGUUUCAACUUUUGGGUGUAACAAAUGGCUGGCUUUUUCCAUCUAGGUGGACGAGAAGCAGCAGACACUGGAAAUGAACAAGGAGAAGACAAAGACGAGAGCCUGUAUUUGUAUAAGAACGAUGAGAUCUACAACAAGGGUUUCGAGAUAUGGCCGCAGCAGUUUUAUUAUCAACAGCAGCCGAACGUGACCGACAUCUCGUUUGGAGCGGGUCCGAGUCGAGUAAAAGCUAGUGGGUUUAACUUGUCCGAUGAGUCGUCUUCGAGAUCAGUAGGGUUUACUGUUAUGAAACAUGGAGGGAUGAAUUGCCAGGAUUGUGGAAACCAAGCUAAGAAAGACUGUGCUCACUUGAGAUGUAGGGCUUGUUGUAAGAACAGAGGGUUUCAGUGUCAAACGCACGUUAAGAGCACUUGGGUUCCCGCUGCCAAAAGGCGAGAGCGGCAACAAAAACAACUCGCCGCUUUGAAUCAAAACCAGCAGCAAGAAGAACAACAGUUUCGAGGGGAGAAACCGAAAAGGCUUAGAGAGAAUCGUGGUUCUCCCUCUUCAUCAGGGUUGGAACUGGGUAAAUUCCCUCAUGAAGUGAGUUCUCCAUCAGUGUUCCGCUUUGUGAAAGUAAGUGCUGUGGACGAUGAAGAUGAGGAGUUAGCUUACCAAACGGCGGUGAACAUCGCAGGGCAUGUGUUCAAAGGAAUUCUCUACGAUCAAGGCCCCGAAAAUCUUUACACCAGCGGCGGCGAAACCUCUCACUCUCAGCAACUCAAUCUUCCCGCGGCAACUACCACCGCUGAAACUGCUGGAAUGACGAAAACAACAGCCGCUGCCACUUCGAGUCAUCCGGUAACAAGUAUGUCCGAUCCUUCUGUUCAUCCAACUUCACUUAGCGCUUUCAUUGCUGGUACGCCAUUCUUCCCACCCCCAAGGUCAUGAUUUACAGGCCUAGCUAUCUCAACAGAAACUUCCAUUGUUGAUCUGUAGCUUUCAGUGUUAUUCAUCGUCAUUGUUGAAGCAUAGAAUUUGCAUGACAGAUGCUGCAUAUGAUUCUGGUUUCGGGAUGUUUACUUUUCUUUCGUUUUU
Molecule: messenger RNA, 1460 nt
Organism: Hibiscus syriacus
Lineage: Eukaryota; Viridiplantae; Streptophyta; Magnoliopsida; Malvales; Malvaceae
Product: protein SHI RELATED SEQUENCE 5-like
Exons: 2
Coding region: 408-1313 (301 amino acids)
Biological process (GO): positive regulation of DNA-templated transcription
Cellular component (GO): nucleus
Molecular function (GO): DNA-binding transcription factor activity; DNA binding
Source: RefSeq, a predicted model, not a curated record